Molecule: messenger RNA, 468 nt
Organism: Caenorhabditis remanei
Lineage: Eukaryota; Metazoa; Nematoda; Chromadorea; Rhabditida; Rhabditidae
Exons: 5
Coding region: 1-468 (155 amino acids)
Source: RefSeq, a predicted model, not a curated record
AUGACGGACCCCAAAAUUUCAGCAUUCUACGUGGCAGUUCAGGAAAUAAACUCCUUAAUUCAAACAGGAGCAUCAUGUAGUCGAUCGCUGGAGGAGAAGAUUGUGGAGCAUUUAGAAAGUAGUCAAUUGUUGGGAAAAUUGCCGAAAAAUGGGAAUUUAGAGGAGGUUUUCAUGGAGGUAACCAAACACGGACUCCGAAUAUCAUCCCAGCGAUCUCGACUCGUCAAACUACGGAUUCCGCUGAUUGAACUCGUCUUAUUGACGACGUUCGUCGAUGGAUUUGGGAAAACCCAUGCGGUGUUCGUCGAGAAGAGCACAACGACGAGAUAUCAACUACACCUUUUACAGUUGGCUGAUGACAAGGCGGCGAAUGUUUUGUGUAGUUUAGUUAAGAACGCGUUUAUCGAAGCGGAGGAAGCGAGUGCUCUCAUCGAAGUCAUCGAACCUCCAUCACCGUCUAUUGCUUGA